Molecule: messenger RNA, 3494 nt
Organism: Nomascus leucogenys (northern white-cheeked gibbon)
Lineage: Eukaryota; Metazoa; Chordata; Mammalia; Primates; Hylobatidae
Gene: ARHGAP24
Product: Rho GTPase activating protein 24
Biological process (GO): negative regulation of ruffle assembly; signal transduction; activation of GTPase activity
Cellular component (GO): focal adhesion
Molecular function (GO): GTPase activator activity
Source: RefSeq, a predicted model, not a curated record
GGGGCUGAGCCAGCCAGCUGUAAAAGUGCUGCACAAGACAAGAGCUGAGAAGUCAACACAAAGUCAAAAGAAAAAGAAAGGGGUUCGUACCGCAGCGUGGCAUUCUCCCUCCUCCCCUCAUCCUGUUGUGACUGCACCUGCUGAAUGUGACCGGCGGGCACUGGAAGCAGCUGCAGCCACAGCCUUGGUGAGGAGCAACCGCAGCCCUGCCAGCUCCCUCCCAGUUCUCAUUGAGAAAAGGGGAGACGGAGCAGGAGGAGGGGGAGGAGAUGCUCCCUGCAAAGCUGCCUCCCCCCACAGAUCCAAAGAGCCUCUUGGAAUGGGCACUCGACUGUUCUGACGUGGUGAUUCUCUCGGGAGUUUGAAGACAGAAAGGAAAGGGGAGAAACCUGCAGAGAGCAUCAAAGGAUGAGGGGUGCUAUAAAAGAAGCAGGGGAGUCCUUUGAAAGAAAUCUAUCAUGCACUGAAAUGCUUUCUGGAGAAGGUGCCAUUAUUUUCCUCCCCUCUUGCUCAGAUGAAAGGAGCCAGCAAGGACUGUCCUGAAGUAUUCCUCAGGGGCUUUUUUGUCAUUGUUCCUCUUUCCUCUUGCACAGGGCUAUUUGCUGACCUUUCCAGAGGAAUCUCAGUCCAGCUGAGAAGACAGUUCUUAAUAAAAACAAAAAAAUGCAAAAACCAAUUCCUGCUGUUUGAAUGGGAAUGGUAGCUUGCUUGCUGCAGUUCUUUUCCUGUGACAUUUUGGAAUGUCUGCAGAAACUUAAAAAAAAAAAAAAAAAAAAAAAAAAAAAAACCUUAAAAACUCCCUGGAUUAGGCAAGAGAAAAGGAAGUUUUUUUGCUAAAAAGGAGUAAAUGAGAGGUGAUAACUUAUCCCUAAGCCAGGACCUGGAUGAUCAAAACCUUCAAGUUCUAGGAAUCAGCACUUCAAAAAUAACAAAUAAACAAGCAUGAGGAGUGGCUGUGGGGUUUCGCUCAGAGGCAGGUUUUAAAGGAAGCCAAAACCGGGUUCAGAACUUCGGGCCUGUACGAUGCCUGAAGACAGGAAUUCUGGGGGGUGCCCAGCUGGUGCCUUAGCCUCAACUCCUUUCAUCCCUAAAACUACAUACAGAAGAAUCAAACGGUGUUUUAGUUUUCGGAAAGGCAUUUUUGGACAGAAACUGGAGGAUACUGUUCGUUAUGAGAAGCGAUAUGGGAACCGUCUGGCUCCAAUGUUGGUGGAGCAGUGCGUGGACUUUAUCCGACAAAGGGGGCUGAAAGAAGAGGGUCUGUUUCGACUGCCGGGCCAGGCUAAUCUUGUUAAGGAGCUCCAAGAUGCCUUUGAUUGUGGGGAGAAGCCAUCAUUUGACAGCAACACAGAUGUACACACGGUGGCAUCACUUCUUAAGCUGUACCUCCGAGAACUUCCAGAACCAGUUAUUCCUUAUGCAAAGUAUGAAGAUUUUUUGUCAUGUGCCAAACUACUCAGCAAGGAAGAGGAAGCAGGUGUUAAGGAAUUAGCAAAGCAGGUGAAGAGUUUGCCAGUGGUAAAUUACAACCUCCUCAAGUAUAUUUGCAGGUUCUUGGAUGAAGUACAGUCCUACUCGGGAGUUAACAAAAUGAGUGUGCAGAACUUGGCAACUGUCUUUGGUCCUAAUAUCCUGCGCCCCAAAGUGGAAGAUCCUUUGACUAUCAUGGAGGGCACCGUGGUGGUCCAGCAGUUGAUGUCAGUGAUGAUUAGCAAACAUGAUUGCCUCUUUCCCAAAGAUGCAGAACUACAAAGCAAGCCCCAAGAUGGAGUGAGCAACAACAAUGAAAUUCAGAAGAAAGCCACCAUGGGGCAGUUACAGAACAAGGAGAACAAUAACACCAAGGACAGCCCUAGUAAGCAGUGCUCCUGGGACAAGUCUGAGUCACCCCAGAGAGGCAGCAUGGACAAUGGAUCCCCCACAGCCCUAUCAGGCAGCAAAACCAACAGCCCAAGGAACAGUGUUCACAAGCUAGAUGUGUCUAGAAGCCCCCCUCUCAUGGUCAAAAAGAACCCAGCCUUUAAUAAGGGUAGUGGGAUAGUUACCAAUGGGUCCUUCAGCAGCAGUAAUGCAGAAGGUCUUGAGAAAACCCAAACCACCCCCAAUGGGAGCCUACAGGCCAGAAGGACCUCUUCACUGAAGGGAUCUGGUACCAAAAUGGGCACGCACAGUGUACAGAAUGGAACAGCGCGCAUGGGCAUCUUGAACAGCGACACACUCGGGAACCCUGCAAAUGUUCGAAACAUGAGCUGGCUGCCAAAUGGCUAUGUGACCCUGAGGGAUAACAAGCAGAAAGAGCAAGCUGGAGAGUUAGGCCAGCACAACAGACUGUCCACCUAUGAUAAUGUCCAUCAACAGUUCUCCAUGAUGAACCUUGAUGACAAGCAGAGCAUCGACAGUGCUACCUGGUCCACUUCCUCCUGUGAAAUCUCCCUCCCUGAGAACUCCAACUCCUGUCGCUCUUCUACCACCACCUGCCCAGAGCAAGACUUUUAUGGGGGGAACUUUGAGGACCCUGUUUUGGAUGGGCCCCCACAGGACGACCUUUCCCACCCCAGGGACUAUGAAAGCAAAAGUGACCAUAGGAGUGUGGGAGGUCGAAGUAGUCGUGCCACCAGCAGCAGUGACAACAGUGAGACAUUUGUGGGCAACAGCAGCAGCAACCACAGUGCACUGCACAGUUUAGUUUCCAGCCUGAAACAGGAAAUGACCAAACAGAAGAUAGAGUAUGAGUCCAGGAUAAAGAGCUUAGAACAGCGGAACUUGACUUUGGAAACAGAAAUGAUGAGCCUCCAUGAUGAACUGGAUCAGGAGAGGAAAAAGUUCACAAUGAUAGAAAUAAAAAUGCGAAAUGCCGAGCGAGCAAAAGAAGAUGCCGAGAAAAGAAAUGACAUGCUGCAGAAAGAAAUGGAGCAGUUUUUUUCCACGUUUGGAGAACUGACAGUGGAACCCAGGAGAACCGAGAGAGGAAACACAGUAUGGAUCCAGUGAGCCUGCUUUCUCCUGCUAUCUCCGAUGGCUCUGGCAAGGACUCCAGGGAUUCUGGUGGGAUAUGACUUAGAACCAGGUGGCUGGUCACCUGGAUGUACAGAAGUCUAAGUGGUGAAGGAAUAUCAUUUAUAGACAUUAACCAUCCAUAUCUGCAAUGUGUACCAAAGUUAUAUCAUGCCCCAUAAUGCUACUGUCAAGUGUUACAACUGGAUAUGUGUAUAUAGAGUAGUUUUUCAAAAGUAAACUAAAAAUGGGAAGCAUAUUUCAAGAAUUAUUUUAUUCCAAGUCUUGUAUUUAAAAUGUUAAAUCAAUAUGUUGUUGCAAUUUAGCUUGCUUUCAAGCUUCACCCCUUGCACUUAACAUAAGCUAUUUUUGGCAUUGUGUUGUCAUCGGCUUAUUUUAUAGAUCAAUAUUUUUAUUUCCAUUUUUGCUGAGGAAAUGAAGAUAAGCAAAAAUAUAAAUAUAUAUAUAUAAAUAUAUGAGUUAUUAAAAUCAGAAGAAUA